GGGAGAGGGAUGGGGAGAGGAGAGGAGAGGAGGACUCAUCCCAUCCUGGCGCCUGCUUGGCUGCUGCAGCGUUCCCCUUCCUGUUCUCAGCUUUCGAUUCCUCCCCUCGCUCCCCCUCCUUGACCCCCUUCUUAAAAGGGUGGCCCCAGCGUCUGGGGAGGCCCAGCUGGCAGCAUGGGGGGGCUGCGUGACCUUGGACUGUGCCUGGCUUUGUGCUGUGGUGCCGUGAUUGGAUCUGCAGUGCCUGCCCGGCUCUCCGGCGGCCACUCCCAGUGCCAGGGCCGUGUGGAGCUGCUGCAGGCUGGUGCCUGGGCCUCGGUCUGCGCUGUGGGCUGGGACCUUGCAGCUGCCCGAGUCCUGUGCCGCCAGCUGGGCUGCGGCCGCCCUCGUUCUGUCCCUGUGCCCUGCAGCCCGCCCAUGGCCGAGGGGAACGCGGUGGGUCUGCGUCAGGUGCUGUGCGCAGGGCAGGAGCUGGACUUGGAGCACUGCGAGCUGCAGCCUGGUGAUGCUGCAGACUGUCCCUCCGACCACGUGGCUGCUGUCAACUGCGAGGAGCCCUUCAGGCUACGGCUGGCCAACGGGCCCAAGCGCUGUGCAGGGCGGCUGGAGGUGCAGUGGGCCGGGCGCUGGGGCACGGUGUGCGAUGACGGAUGGAGCAAGGCCAACGCAGCAGUGGUAUGCCAGGAGCUGGGCUGCGGCGAGGCACAGGGCCUGGAUGGGGAAUGGCCGCGUUUCGGGCCUGGUAUUGGGCACAUCUGGCUGGAUGACGUCCGAUGCCGAGGGCAGGAGAGGAGCCUGCAGGACUGCGCACACCGUGUGUGGGGAUACCAUGACUGCACCCACCGCGAGGACAUCGGAGUUGUAUGCCAGGAUCCUUGAGCAUCAUGGCUCUGGCCCCAGUGGCAUCUGGCCCUCCUGCAGCAUCUGCGUGGGGAACCCAAGCCCAAACAGGACUGCAACUCAAGCAGAAUCCUGAGUCUAAACAGGAUCCAAAACCAAACAGAACCCUGAGCCAAAACGGAACUCCAUGCCCAAAUAGGACCCAAAAUACAAACAGGACUCCCCAAACCAGACAAGAUCCAAAAUCAAAAAGGAACCCAGAGCCCCAAACAGAAUCCCAACCCAAAAAGAAUCCUGAGCACAAUCAGGACUCCCUGCCCAAACAGAACUCCAAGCCCAAAGAGGACCCAAAACACAAACAGGACCCCCCAGAUCCAGACAGGGUCCAAAAUCAAAAGAGAUCCAGAGCCCAAACAGCACCCCAAAUCCAAAUGGGACCUAGAGCCCAAACAGCACCCCAAAUCCAGACAGGACCCAAAACAGAUCAGGACACUUAAGUCUAAACAGAACCCAAAACCAAACAGAACCCUGAGCCCAAACAAGACUGAAUCCUGAACAGGACCCUAGGCCCAAACGACCCCGAGCCAGAACAGGAGUCCAACCCAAAUCCAAAUUGGAUCCUGAGCUGAAACAGGACCCUGUGCCCAAAACAGGAACUCAAACCCAAACAGAACACCAAUCAUGGCCAUCUUCGCUCCUCCACCGACUACCAAUGGCAGCAGGCUGUAUCCUCAGCCCCAUCUGCUGUUCUCCUGCCCCAGCGCUAUCCCUUUAAUGACAUCAUUAAAAGCAAGCAGCAUCCUUGA
This is a messenger RNA of Numida meleagris (helmeted guineafowl), 1646 nucleotides long. RefSeq names its product CD5 antigen-like. The transcript has 5 exons. NCBI's taxonomy places the organism in Eukaryota, Metazoa, Chordata, Aves, Galliformes, Numididae. The record is from RefSeq and is a predicted model, not a curated record. The coding region runs from base 175 to 879 and encodes 234 amino acids. Gene Ontology annotation, cellular component: membrane.